Molecule: messenger RNA, 1016 nt
Organism: Coprinopsis cinerea okayama7#130
Lineage: Eukaryota; Fungi; Basidiomycota; Agaricomycetes; Agaricales; Psathyrellaceae
Exons: 6
Coding region: 150-908 (252 amino acids)
Source: RefSeq, a predicted model, not a curated record
GCCAGAUCCGACGAGGAGCUUGUUUUUCCCCACCCAUCUUUCCUCCCUUCCGUCACAACACCCUGCGCGCUCGACCCUCCGUCGAUUGAUACCUAGACAACGUCCCCUAUCCUUGGCCUAUAUCCCCAAAAGCACUUCUCUAAGUCGAAAUGGCUGCCGCUGUCGACCAACGAACGCACUCACCUUCCCCUAGCCGGAAUACCUUUGGCGAAAAGCUAUCUGCGAUCGGCUCUAAGCUGUCUCGAACGUUCAGCAAUAACGAUACCCUCUACAGCGAGGAGCGUGAUUCUGUGGCUGCGCUGAAUAAGGAGCGCUCUCUAUCCCGUGGCCGUGACGUUCUGCAAUCCACCGGGCGAGGUGGCUUUGGAAACAUUCGUCAAGCCUCCCUCUCGCGCGAUCGCGCACCUGGACCAGACGACUUCUCAGUCACUCGUGGACGCGAGCCUGUCGCUAACCCCACCGGCGGCAUCUAUUCCACUGGCCGUGGUGGUGCCGGAAACCUUCGUUCCCCUUCCCGCGAUGUUUCCAAGGGUCCUGACAGGGUCGAGAAGGAGGUUAUCGACAGCUAUGUCGCUUCCCAACAAGAUGCACCCGUCUCGAUUGGUCGUGGUGGACUAGGCAACAUCAAUCGUUCACGUUCGCGUGAUCCCACCUCUGUUAGGGUAUCCACGGGGAGAGGUGGCGCCGGAAAUAUCCACAACGAUGAGGCAGGAUAUGGCGUGAACGCCACAGACGAGGUUGAGCGAAAGAAACACGACGUUCCCUCGGAGGGAUUCCAUUCGACCGGACGAGGAGGCUUCGCCAACAUCACCGAAAGGGAUGAGCCAGCGGUCGAGCGCCCUAGCAUCUCUGUCGGAGAGUCCAAGUCGACUGGACGCGGCGGUGCAGGAAACAUCACCCGCAACUAGCUCCAUCGUCCCCUUAACUCUUCCCUUUGAUAUGCGUCAUCUGAAUGAGACCUUGUCGCUCUUCAUCCUCUUCUCAAUCCCCAUCACCCCUCGGUUCUUGCUCAGGGA